AUGGAAGUGAAGAUGGAAAUCACUAAUGAAUUCUCACAGAAGUAUUCAGAUUUUCCCAAAGGCUCCUGUAUUCCGCUAGAAGACAGCAAAUUCGCGAAUCAAACAGUAAACGCCGUGGAAGAAGUAAAUACAGUUCCCGCACAAGCUCUUCUCUUGACCAAAGACAAUGAGACAGAAAAAAAUAACACCGUUCCAGUUAAACAUGAAGACUGGGUGGAAGUGGACAUUCAGAAAUAUCUGUUUCAAACAGAUGACAAUCCAGGACACUAA
Messenger RNA from Enterobius vermicularis (human pinworm), 270 nucleotides. The record is from the annotation of a GenBank genome assembly. NCBI's taxonomy places the organism in Eukaryota, Metazoa, Nematoda, Chromadorea, Rhabditida, Oxyuridae.